Molecule: messenger RNA, 8098 nt
Organism: Delphinapterus leucas (beluga whale)
Lineage: Eukaryota; Metazoa; Chordata; Mammalia; Artiodactyla; Monodontidae
Source: RefSeq, a predicted model, not a curated record
CUUGCGGCAGAGGGAGGCCGUAUCACCUGACCAGGACUCUGGAGAGGUAAUGGCGACGCCUAUCCUGCGCUGGUGCUGUCCUGGAAGGCGUUGGGUUUUCGCCGGGAUUGGCAGCGUUUUUCGCCACGGAAGAGGGGUUCCAACUGGGUCCACGUCCAGCGGGAAGAGGGGACAGAGCACAGUGGCUCAGCAGCCCCUCAUCACGGCCCAGAAACCGAGGAAAGGUGAACGUGAAUGGGCAGCUGUGGUAGGUUUGGAGAUUCAUGCCCAGAUUGCCUCCAACUCCAAACUCUUCUCUGGAUCUCAAGUCGACUUUGCAGCACCUCCCAAUUCUUUGGUAUCUUUUUUUGAUGCAUCUCUGCCUGGAACUUUGCCGGUCCUAAACAGGCGGUGUGUGGAAGCAGCCGUGAUGACCGGCCUGGCCCUGGACUGCCACAUCAACAGGAGGUCCUUGUUUGACCGGAAGCACUACUUCUACGCAGACCUCCCUGCCGGCUACCAGAUUACCCAGCAGAGGCUGCCGAUCGCCGUGAACGGGAGCUUGGUGUACAGCGUCUGUGUGGGGAAGAGGCAGAGUCAGAUGGUCACCAAGACAGCGGGGGUCAAGCAGAUCCAGCUGGAACAGGACAGCGGCAAAAGCCUCCAUGACAGCCUGCGGUCCCAGACGCUCAUUGAUUUGAAUAGAGCGGGGGUCGGCCUUCUGGAAGUGGUCCUGGAGCCUGACAUGUCCUGUGGAGAAGAGGCGGCUGCAGCCAUCAGGGAGCUACAGCUGAUUCUUCAGGCCCUGGGGACCAGCCAGGCGAACAUGGCAGAGGGCCAGUUGAGAGUGGACGCCAACAUAUCUGUGCAUAACCCUGGGGAGCCUUUGGGCGUUCGAACCGAAGUAAAGAAUCUCAACAGUGCCAGGUUUUUGGCCAAAGCUAUAGACUAUGAAAUUCAGAGGCAAAUCAAUGAACUCGAGAAUGGAGGUAAAAUCCUGAAUGAAACUCGCUCGUUCGAUUACAAGCUGGGGUGCACCGUGCCGAUGAGAGACAAAGAAGGAAAACAAGACUACAGGUUCAUGCCGGAGCCCAACCUGCCCCCGCUGCUGCUCUACGACUCGGGGUCCCUGCCCACUGGCACAGACCCACAGCAGGUGAUCAACAUCGACCAGCUCCGGGAGCAGCUUCCCGAGCUGCCCCGCGUGACCCGGGAGAAGCUCGUGCAACAGUAUGGGAUGCUGCCGGAGCACAGCUUUGCCUUGCUGAAUGAAGUUGGCCUACUGGAGUUCUUCCAAAAUGUGAUAAAAGAAACUAGGGCAGAGCCAAAAAAAGUGACUAGUUGGGUCCUCAACACUUUUCUGGGCUUUUUAAAGCAACAGAACCUUGCCGUCAGUGAGAGUCCUGUCACACCCUCUGCCCUGGCUGAGCUGCUUGACCUGCUGGACAGGAAAGCCAUCUCUUCAUCCGCAGCUAAACAGGUGUUUCAGGAACUGUGGAGGAGUAAGGGCAAGACCCCAGCACAGAUCGUUGCAGAAAAGAAGCUUGAACUGAUGCAGGAUGCAGAGGCGCUGGAGCAGCUCUGCCGCUCCACGCUGGAGGCACAUCCUCAAGUGGUCACGGAUGUAAAGAAGGGAAACCCCAGGGCCAUAAACAAACUGAUCGGGUUGGUCCGAAGAGCGACUCUCGGCCGAGCAGAUCCGACGGUGAUAAAGGAGGUGCUGGAGAGGCAGCUGUCGUCGUGACGGGUUCGGGUCCCCCUGCCACGGCCGGGCUGGAGCCUGUGCGCUGAUGUCCUAGGCCCCAGCCAGAUGCCCCGCCCGACCUGCACCUUGAGGUGCAACCUCCACGCAGACCAGGCCUGGCGCCGUUGCUUCAUCGACAUCACACGCUUCCGGGGGAGGUGCAGCAGCGGUGAGAAACAGCAUGUCCUAGUGCGCGGUGACGCCGAGCUCAGUGCCACAUGCUGUUUCAGAUACUGUCACCACCCUAGGAAAACGUUUCAUUCCGCAGGUCCCUCAACAAAUAUUUUUAAGCACGUGCUAAGGGCCGGGCGUUGUUCCAGGUGCUGGGGAUUAGCAAUGAUGAAGAGAGGCCGUGAUCUGGAUGCAGUAUUUUGUUUGCGGCGCUCUCAUUAGUCUUAGUACCAGGAAUGUAUUCUCCCAUCCACUGAGUAAAAGUGAUGUUGCCCAUUCAAUGCCCAGGGAUCCCAGAAGGCAGAGGUCUGAGAAUAAAUGAUUUAUUUAUUUUUUUGGUAAAAAAAGACAACAGAAGUUUUCAAAUAAAUUUAAUGAAUAAAAUUUAUACUGAAACAUCACAUAAAAAAUUAACUUACACGUUGAAGAUUGUGCAGUGGACAAACCCCCCUCGCCACCCUCAGACCGAAAAGUUUUAAAAGGCGAGAAAAAAGCUGUAACAUUAAACUGAUUUGUUUUGCCUGGAAAGAAUAAGAUGGUAAGCUAGUAAAUCAAAAUCUUGAUGGUUUUAAAGUUACCUUUAAUGGUAACUGUGGUACAGUUAACAGUAGUCCAUGGAGGCUGCGUUGCCCUCACCCCUGUUCUCGUGGCAAUAAUACUAUUUCUCUGUCGCACUGGGGCACCCCUUUGUUCACUGCACGCCUUUGUUACCUCUGACUCACAACACUGAAGACCAGUUUUGCAAGUGCUGUUUUUUAAAAGCACAUGUCAAAUAAACUGUGACAUAAAAGAAAAUCAUUGGAGGCCCUGAUUUUACACUGAAUUCUCUCUUGUACUAAGAAGAGUACAAACAUUUCCGUCAUGAACGGUGCUCCAGUGGUAGCUGGGGACCCGGAGGAGAGUCACCAACUUAGCAGCUCAUGGUUCCUGGUCGCAGAUGAUCGCUCAGGACUUGCCUAACUAGGAGUAAAGAGAGGUCAGGACUUCCCUAACUAGGAGUAAAGAGAGGUCAGGACUUCCCUAACUAGGAGUAAAGAGAGGUCAGGACUUGCCUAACUAGGAGUAAAGAGAGGUCAGGACUUGCCUAACUAGGAGUAAAGAGAGGUCAGGACUUCCCUAACUAGGAGUAAAGAGAGGUCAGGACUUCCCUAACUAGGAGUAAAGAGAGGACUGCCCCUCUUCCCAGCCAGAAAAGCAGGGACCAGUCAGUCAUCCGGCUUAUUUCAGACAAGCAUGAAGAGGUAAGGUUUUUUAAAAAACUAACUUUUUUACAAAUGAGUGACUUAGAAGUGUUAAGAGAAUACGGUACGUUACAUCACCCAGGAAGCCACGUGCCCCUCGCGCAUGCCGUUGCAGUACUGAAAACUCCUGGGCCUGACAGUAAAACAUUUUCAUCAAACCUCUUUUCGAGAGAGAAAGGCAGAGCCAGUUCCCACCCCCCCACCCCGUGGCUCCUGAGUCUGGAAUCUGGCGGGAUCAUGAUUUUGUAAGAAAUGAUAAGAUUCAGUUUUGUUUUACAAACUCCAUUUUCACCAGAGGUCUGGCUUCUUGGUCAUCAACCCUUACAGAAAGCACUGGACGAUCUUUCCAGACCAUUUUAAAUCAAGGGCUUACUUAAGUGGGGUCUGGGAGGGGCGGGGACAGCCAGAUGAAGGCCAUUUACCAACAAUAUCACGUCAUAUGUAAACCGUCUUAUGGACUGAUCAUUUCGGGAGAAAAAUGCCAUUGCUGGGGUCGGGGGUAGAGGGAGGGCUAAAUGGGUAAAGGGGGUCAGCUGUGGCGGCAGACAGAACUCAGCCUUUGAUGGUGAAUACACUGUAGUGUAUGGAGAAGUCAGAAUAUAAUGUUAUAAACCAGUUACCUCAACACACAAAAAAGCACUUGACCUUUACAAUGCUAACUGUCAUCCAGCUCUGACAAUUGCUUGUUGUCUUGAAGGCCCACUUCUGAAAUCCUAAAAAUGAGAUUGUGUUGUUGUAACUGCUCAUAGAAAGAAAAAAACGUAUCAAAGCACAGCUCAGAUAUCUUACCUGGAACCUGACUAGAUAUUCAGAAUACAUGUUUAUCUAACGCCCUAAGAAAUUCACAAAGUAUGGCUCUACUUGUAACUGGGCUUCAGUGAAAUACAAUUUUAAAUACAUUUUUGCAUGAUUGUGAAUUUAGUCUGGUUCUCUGUUUGCUAUUCAGGGGGAAAUCUCAUUGAAAUGUAUGAGUUGGCACCACAGGUGAAGCCAGUGCCAUCUGUCACUGGAGCCCGCACACCUGGAGGCUGGGAGGGCAACGUGCUGGAAGACUGGCUCCCCCGGGUGCCCUGUGGCUUGAGGAGGAGGUUGGUUGAUCGGCUGGUUCUGGGGGGAGGGGAGGGGUGGCAGCCGCAGCACUCGGCAUGCUACCUGGCACAGGAUCCAUUUUUAGCAAAAGUUCAUUAAGUUUAUAAAGCAUAAUUAAUUGUGGGAGUCCCUCUGUAUGAGGGGUGGGUGCUGCCAUCCACUAGGCUUUUAAACUCUGGGUCUAGGAAGGAGCUUCUUGACUCUGUCCAGGCUUAUGCAUCAAGGUGAACUUCUGUUCCCAUCUUCUAAGAUGUAGACAACCCAGGGAAAAAAACUUGUCAGUAUUUAUACCAAGUUAAGGGUGUUUUUAGCUGAGCUCCCUCCCUCCCUUCUUUUUGGUAAUUAUGGCUAAUCUGGAAGAAGGCUAUGAAUUGUUUUCAAGUAAACACUCUCCUAGAGCUUUGCGUUGGUUGGUUAGUUCGAUAUAUAGCUUACGGCCAGGACCCACAAUCCAUAUUGUAUUUUUCAUGUCUAUUGAAUUUAGCCACAUCAUUUCAAGGAUUCCACAUAGGACUAUUUGAAAAAAAACACUAGAUCUAUAUGAAAGGCCAUGUUAUUUUACCCACCACCAAAAGCAGCAUGGAAAUGGCUGCCACGCCUCUUCAGAUUUUAGACAAAUUGCAUUCGUGGAUUAUUUGUGAACAGAGCGGACCCUCGAUGGUGAGAUGGAAAGCGCUAAUUGAAAUCCUCUCUUGUUGUCUCCCUUCGUCAGACGUCUUAGCAAAAAUCAUUUAAGUAAUAUUGUCAACACCAAAUAAUCUCUUUUAAAAUAUCUGCAGGGCAAAAUGGUACCUCGUUAUAGGUGGGCCUUUUCUAGACUUGUCCCAGUAAAAAGUCAGCUGCUGCCCUAAGAAGCACAGACUUCUGCAGCCUCAGCUCCAUGAAAUGCAUACCUUGUCAGGUUCAGAAAGCACACAGUAAAUCUAAGGCUCCCCAAAGAUGCCUGAAAUAUGUAUGGAACGCAUGCGGGCAGACCCUCCUGGCGACCUUGUUCCUUGUGUGGGUGACAGGAACAAAAUUCACAAUGAUGACAGGACAGGGAGGGGCAUUCCCAGCUAAAAUCGGCCCCUGUCUUAGGAUUCCAAGUGCAGAGGCCAAAGAACUUUGCCCCUGUCCCUCUGGUCCCUACAAAGCCUCAACGAAUAUCUUUCACUGAAGCCCCCGUUUAUCCAGUUAAUGAGCUGCCAGGAUGAUCUGUCCUCCAAAACAAGUAAUGGCCUAAUAAACGCCUGAACAUAGAGAGGAUUUACUGAGGCAAAAUUAUCCCGAAAACAAUUCUUAGUCUUUUGAGAGCUCUUUCUAAAGCGUUAGGUUUAUGACGAUCAUUCAAAAAGGAAAAAAAAAGUCAACUCCAUUUUCUUAAAAUGUUUCCUCUGUGAUGUGAUUUAAGAAAUGGAGUAUAAACUGGUUUGACAGUGUUCUGUCUUAAGCUGUUAUCUGAUGGAGAACGAGUGUUACGUGAUUUACAGUCUGAUGGCUGAAGCGAGAAGGGGCCGAGAAUAUCUUCUUAACGACUUAAAGCAUUGUGGCCUCAGCUACAGAGGGCUGCUGUUCAGGAAGAGCUAAUACCGCAAGGCUUGUUGGGACGCAAGGUGAGCCACAAAUUACCCCGGCCUGGCCAGUGACUUAAAGUAGCACAUGCAGUAAUAGCUGUCCCGCAAUAAAGUGUUUCAUAAAAAUGGCCAAGGGUGCCAGCCAUUUCAGUAAAUACAUGGCUGGUAGUUAGCAAUUACAUUGACCCAUCCCUGCCUGAGAGCUGGGUGUGCACUGCAGACAUUCACCGUCACACCGGUGACACGUCCCACCCCCGCCGGGGCCGCACUUCCCAAGGAGAGCAGCCCAGGCACACUGACCCACGUUCAGAACGGGCAGCCUACCCACAACCCCAAACCUCUGAACACAGCUGGAAACCCACCCACACUGACCCUGGCAACCAGGCUGAUUCUGAGACAUCAAAAACGACUUUCAACCCCGAGUACCAUGGGCUGCCCAAAAUGAACAGGUAACCUGAACGGUCACGUAUCCUGUCUCUAGAUUCUGCUCAUAAGAGGAUGCUCUCCUGACAACACCCUGGAGCCAGGAUGUCUUAAUGGACUGAAAAUCAACAACUGCAUCAGACCUAAGUAAAAGCCACUUGAUGAGGAAAAGGUACCCCUGAGGACCCGCGGAAGAAGUGAAUGCGUCCUCCCUACACGUGACAGAGGCAUCGAUUCCAACCCCAGCUCGUCAAAGUAUUUUACUAAGUCAAAUGGGGACCAUUUCACAAUUCCUCUAAAUACCGGGGAAGGAAAGGAAGUGUACCUACUAAUAAAACCACAUCUCUGAUUGGUUACUCCAGCAUUCCCAUUUCAUGUCUGGGAAUCUGUAAUUCACUCCAUAAAACUGUAUUUUAGGCUAAACUCGAUCUGGAAUCGCUUUAAAAUUUUAAAAACAAACGUUUUUAAACAUUUGGCCACUUCCAAAAAUCAGUUUUAAGUAUCCCAGUGCUCUCCUAUAUUUUGAAGCACAAAAUCCACUCCACCUAGAACUUUACGUCAGACUCUGAGUUAUGAAUCAAGGUGAAGGAUGUGAUGCUCCAGGAACCCGUGACUCACCUCCGCUGCCCGGGGCCACCAGGCUCGACACAGCGACGGCAACCUCAGGGGCUGCACCAAAGCCCGUGUCCACUGAGUCCUGGGGGCCUGUCGCGUGCAAAGGCAUCCACGCACUGGCACAUUUUAAAGCAUGCCAAGUAUCGUUCAAAAUCCUUCCCCAAACUCAUCGCAAAAGAGAUUUCUAAGGGUGUCACCUAUUACUUUAUGACUAGAACAUUCUACUUCAUUACCGAGAUAUUUCCCAUCAAGGAAUUCCCAUCGCCACCCCCUGCUGUUCAGUAUCUUCCUAUCUGCCUAGAUCAAUGUUCAUUCCUCCAAACCCCCCAGGAUUUGUUCUUCUCCUAUUUUAGCUUCCGGUCUCUGCUGUGUUCCCUCUCGCAUGUCCACACCACCCCCAAACCAUCCUUAACCUAACCCACCUGGCUGUUCCCCUCAACUGCAUGGGUCUACCAGUUCCCUAGAAUAUAUUUCCAGGCCCAUUUUCUGACUUCAUUUUGAGAAACGCUGGACUCAGUACUCUGGUGGAGGGCUGCAGGGGUUUCAGAAACCUGAACCAGCGUCCACCUCCAAAUAGGCUGGGUUGUCAUGUGGGUUUGCUACCAGCACCCCACCAUGGGAGUGAGUUAGUUAAUUUUCCUGCCUCUCACCCCACACCGGUCAUCUCUGUCCUCCUUUAAAGCAAAUCUACUUUUUUUAUAAGUACCUACUUAAAAAAAUACUCUUUCCCAGAUGAUGCCUUCCACAAAGGGGACUGUGGUUUUCUAUAAUAGAGCAACAUGGACUCAAGGAGAAGAAUCGACACCAUCACCAGAUAAUGGAGAGAUGUGGAAAUCGGACCAGAAAGCUGAAGAAUACGGCUCUCAGACGUGACUUUAGCUUCCUAUAUACCUGACUUGCAAGCACCGCGAAGCAGGACUCCUGAGAGCCAUCCAGCCCCGGCCAGAGCUCCUGAGGCUUCAUUCCAGGACUGGCUCACUCGCUUCAAAAUCCCUGAAACACAAAAGGCAGCCUCGGCUCUGCAGCGUCUCAGAUGUGCGUCUCUCCUCCACGCCCUUCCUGUACUAGGGCCUGAUUGAUUAAAACCAAACCAGUGCUCCUGAGGCACCACCACCAGCCCUGUGACCACCCCCGGGGCUCAGCAAGAUGCCCACAGAAAGAACAGAGACCCGGGGCUUCCAAUUUCCUUCCCAACCGGGUGGGGGGGGGGGUCACCCUGCUUACGUGCUUCUCACCUGCCCACAGUACAGGAGAGUGGAAUCUAAUAUCCAUGCAUAUCAGUC